AUGUCGCUCCCCCAAGUCCAAAAAGCCCUCCUCUUCAACAAAACACCAUCCACACUGCACCUCAGCACCAGCGCUCCCCUUCCCUCUCCCUCGCCAUCCUCGCUCCUCCUCCGCGUCCACGCCGCCGCAAUCACAAACGGCGAGCUCACAUGGGCGCCCUACCUCAACUGGCCCGAACACCACAUCCCAUGCUACGACGUCAGCGGCACCAUUGUGCAUCUGCCGCCCGCCAGUUCAGAUGAGACCGCGCCAGUAAGCCACAAGUUCAGUAUAGGCGACCGCGUGUACGCCCGGAUCCACGCCGCGCGCGACGGAGCCGCAAGCCAGUACGCGUCGGUACUGCUCUCUGAAGCAGCGCUCGUUCCCGCCGCCCUCGACAUGCAGACUGCGGCCGCGGUGCCAAUGAGCGCGCACACAGCAUGGCAGGCGUUAUUCGAGCACGGCAAUCUCACUGGCUCCUUCACCGAAACAAAUAUACCGCAUGUACAUGCGAAAACAGGAGAUGCGGUGCUGGGCCAGGCUCGCGGCAAACGCGUGCUUGUGCUUGGCGCCGCGGGCGGCGUGGGCACCAUGGCGGUGCAGUUUGCGAAGCUGGCGGGCGCAUGGGUCGCGGGCACGGCGGGGCCACGGAAUACGCUAUUUCUGGGGGAGCUGGGCGUGGACGAGGUGCUGGAUUAUACGCGGACGGGCGUCGAAAAGUAUGUUUCUGGUGGUGGGGCAAAGUUUGAUCUUGUGCUUGAUUGCGUGGGCGGGCAUGCCAUGAUGGAUGCGUGGCAUGGUGUCAAAGAGCAUGGGGCGUAUAUCUCGGUUGUGCCUGGGUUUCGGGAGCCCGAUGGCGGCAAGCCCGUGGGCGUCAAGAGCCUGUGGUUUGUCAUGGAAGCCCGGGGCGAGGAGCUCGAGCGCAUUGCCAGGUUUUUCGAAAAGGGCAUGCUCAAGGUCGGCGUGGAUAGUGUGUGGAAGCUGGACGAAUAUCAAAAGGCAUUUGAAAGGACGGCGACGGGGCAUGCGAGGGGCAAGGUCGUGCUGACGGUUGACGAGUGA
This is a messenger RNA of Exserohilum turcica Et28A, 1041 nucleotides long. RefSeq lists its product as uncharacterized. The transcript has a single exon. Bases 1 to 1041 code for a protein of 346 amino acids. Gene Ontology annotation, molecular function: oxidoreductase activity; zinc ion binding. The record is from RefSeq and is a predicted model, not a curated record. Lineage: Eukaryota; Fungi; Ascomycota; Dothideomycetes; Pleosporales; Pleosporaceae.